AUGUACAGAUCAACAAACCCUUGUAUAUUUAUUUACAAGAAGCAUGACCUUGUUUACAGCUUCAAAGACCUAAGCAUGCUUAUAAAGGUUCAUAAUGAGCCAAUGGAAGUAUACCGCGACAAGGAGGGUAGGAGUAAGCAGCCUUCUCCUUCUGUCCAUGAACAAAGAGAACAGGGCAGGGUUACUCUGUAUCAAGGACAUCAAGAAUUAGCCAGCUUUUCGGCAUUGUUGAAUGUUGAUGAAGAAGAAACAGACUUUGCCGCUAUGUUGGAGGAUCAGUUGUUGGCUGAUGAGGAGUCUUCUUCCCCUUCUGUAAGUGAACAAGAAGAACAGCCUAUGAUUUUGUCUCAAUCAGAGCAGCCCAUGAAUUGGCAGAUUUCUGAUGAUCAGGAAAUAGGGACAGUUGAGGACUCAAGUUCGCCCAGAGAAAAACAACUGGAAUUUCCUAAGGUUAAAGUUGAUGAUGAAGAACUUCGACGGAAAGUGGUUCAAUAUGCAACCUCUAUCAGAGUUCAGCUGGAAUUCCUUUGA
Molecule: messenger RNA, 531 nt
Organism: Oldenlandia corymbosa var. corymbosa
Lineage: Eukaryota; Viridiplantae; Streptophyta; Magnoliopsida; Gentianales; Rubiaceae
Source: the annotation of a GenBank genome assembly